This is a messenger RNA of Colias croceus (clouded yellow), 3205 nucleotides long. RefSeq lists its product as uncharacterized. The coding region runs from base 182 to 1288 and encodes 368 amino acids. The record is from RefSeq and is a predicted model, not a curated record. Gene Ontology annotation, cellular component: cytoplasm. Gene Ontology annotation, biological process: negative regulation of TOR signaling; neurotrophin TRK receptor signaling pathway; negative regulation of protein kinase activity. The transcript has 7 exons. Lineage: Eukaryota; Metazoa; Arthropoda; Insecta; Lepidoptera; Pieridae.
UUUGUUCUUCUUGCACUGUGUUCUUGCAUGUGUGAAUAUAAUAUUGAACAUGUGUGUAUAGAUUGAAACAUAAAUACAAACGCGUUUCGCCUCUAUUGAACUACUUUGUACAUCGUAUAUUUACUCCAUUUGUGUUUCUUUUAAAUAAAUUUACCAAAUCUAAGAUUAUAUACAAACUAAAAUGGCUCUCUGUGCUUGCAAAUGCUUAAACGUUAUAUUACAAAGUGAUAAAAUGGAAGAAAUCACCGAUAUCGAAAGACUGGAGUUAUCACCGACGGAACAAAGAGACAUUUUUUUCAGUGAGAAAUUAAUCUCCUGUCCCUUGAGUAUAUUGAGGAAUACUGUUGUUCAACCAGCACUUGUUGGGGAUCGUGUUGUCGGACGAUGGACUGUAGAGUCAUGUUUAGCUUGUGGACAGACAACUUUUGCCAAACUACAAGAAAAAGAUAUAGCACUUAUCAAUAAGUCUAUACAGACUACACAAGAAAACAUUAUCAACCUUAAGAAAGCAACUAACUUCUCUCCAGUUUUUAACCUACUCGUCCCGGAUUUAUCAAAUGAUGCUGACAUGAAAGAAAAUAUAGAUACAAACAAUCAGGUCAUAGGUACAAAGAACGACUUAUUGUCAAUGGCAGCAAUUGGGUUGAGAAAGCAGUUAAAUCAGAAUCUACAGUCACAAUUAGAAGCAAUAGAAGAAGCUGUGAGACAGUAUAAGGAACAGAAAUAUGCAGAAUAUGAAGCUUAUAGAGAAAGAGCACAAAGAGAUCAUAAAAUUUUAUCUAGUAUUAUAAGCAAAACAAGAAACAGUGCAGAUAGCGAUGGUUGGAUAAACAACAACAGUGUGGACAACGGCCCGCCGUCCCCCCUCGCGCCGCCUCUGCAGAGACGGAGACUGUCUUCCCUUAAAGAUGCUAAGAAGUUUACACACAAUGUUGUUAAGACAAAUGCACAGAUUCCUCAUGAGGAGGAUUCCUUGGAUGCAGAAGAUAUAUUCGACUUAGAGGGCAUGGAUUCACGAAACAUGGCCUCUGAUUUUGACGACUAUGAUUCCGAUCCGGAGGGCAGCAACGACGAGGGCAUCCACAUAGCGCGCGGGCGCGGCGCGGCGGCCGACGUCGCGCGCUCGCUGCCCGUCAGCGUGCCCGCCUACCCGCACCACGCCGCGCACGCUGAACUCGAUGAUUUUGAGGAGACUCAGGACAUAGCGGCGAGCAUCAAAGCGCUGGCCCGCUCGGUGCACGGCGACGUGUUCGAGCUGCCCCGGCCGCGCUUCUCCACACAGAUCUAGCGCCACAGCGUACGUAUAAGCGGCCCUAUGUCGCCACCGUCUCUUCUGUGACGCCGACACGAUCGCGGACUUAUUCAUUAAUAUUAUUAUUCUAGACAGGGUGACGCUCAAAUCACGCUCAAAAUUAUUAGCUGGGUGUAGACAGUACAAAGUGAUAAGACUUUUAAAUGAUCUCAAAUAGACGAAACGUUAUAUAUACAUUUCACGACCGCCGCGGUCGUCUUCGCGUCACCUCUUAGUGUAAGGACCUGCUCCUAAAUCAAAGUCAAUAUCGUGUUGUGUAUAUCGUAGUGUUACAGUGUGCUUGAGUUGUGGUAUACAUUGGUGCUUUCGAUAUGUGAUCUGUGACCCUAACCCAUACAAUAUACCUACUGUUAAGCUUGCGUGAGAUGAAGCAUUUAUGCCUAAGAUUGCGAAACCGACCUUUAAAACAUCUGUUUCUUCCAAUAGCCAAUUCUUAUAAUGUAAAAUAAUUAUUUCAUCCAACAGAAAGUUGUACUGUGACAUCUAUAUCCUAGAAGUUAAAUCAAAAUUCAGUUGUUCUUGCGGUUAAAAUAAUUGUUUUGUGUUAUAUGAUGGCGUGAUAGUGUGGCACAAACACUUACCUUAUAACAAAUAAUGUUUCGUAGUCUUAUGAAGAAGUAUGAAGGUAUAUGAGAAAAUAUAUAUGACGAGUGAUGUGACAAUAGUAAUAUCGAUUUGCACAUAUUAACGCCAUGUAGUAAGUCAAGUAUCUAAAAUCGGUUAGUUAAGUUUUAUGAUCAUUUUUAUGUAAAUAAAAACUUUUUUUUUAUAAUUUUUGACAAAAUAAAGAGUUUUAUACUUUAUAAAAAAUAAGACUUGAAAAUCAAAGGGCAUGCACUAAUAGAAAUGUAGUAUAUAAGCAAGAGGCUAUGAAAUGUUGUUAUUGUCUGAUUUAUUUACUCAUACUACCAAAAAGAUUUGUUACAUCAUACAUAAUCAUAUUGAGUACAAUGUUAUAGUGAAAGUGUAGUUAUUGCAAAAUUAAACUACAUUUUGUUCCAAAUAAUAAAAAUACAAUACUAUAAUUUUAUUUAUCAUCUAAACUAAAUACAAAGUAGUUUAUAUAUUCGCGUUAUCAUUGCAUAUUUUGAAAAUACACGUAUCAUUUAAUAUUAAAACAAUAAAAAUUGAUAAAGAAUGUACAAUUAAAAACAUUUAAUAUUAAUCAUAGUUAGAUAAAAUAGGCAGCAUAAUAAUUAAGUUGAGAGUCAAACUAAUGUGGUUUAAUUUUGUAGCUUUGAUUGUAAUGUUCGUAACGUUUAUUAAACAUAUUGUAUCGUAUGUUAACUAACAUCUAAGUCAUAUCUCUGUUAACGAUCACUUCAGAGUUUUCUAUUAGUUAUAAUAUUAUCGUCGUGUUAUUCUAAUGAUAAGUCGAAAUUGUACAAAAAUGUUAAUUACUUUCAUUUACUAGUCUUUUAGGGUCACGAAAAUCAUUAUUAAAUUUGUAUUCAUGUUUUCAAAUGGUUUAAUUCAUGAAAUUGUAUAUAGAUUCCCCUCCCUACGCGCUACGUACCGUAAGGGAUUGUAAAAUUUAAUAUACCCAAUAUUUUUAUAUCCACAUUUUUGAAUGUUAUUCGAACAGCUGGACCUGGAAGGAGUGGGAUAAGUAAAGAGAUGAUGUAUUUUACGUGUAAGAAUUCUAUUUCUUUGAUACAAAGGUGUAAUUUUAAGAGUUAAUUCUUUAGAGUCAAAAGUCCACGUCUAUCAGUGUCUUCCAAUAGCACUGUUUUUAUAAGUUUUACUUGUGUUUUUACUAUUGUGAUGUCGAAUUCAGUCAGUUGUUUAUUUUACUUUACUUAUUAUAUUAUGUUUUUCUGGUGUGACGACAAUGCGAAGGACGUUGAUUGUAUUGAAUAUUAGUGAUUUAUGUAAUAAAAGAGAAAGAUAUAA